CCCUUCCGCUUCCGCCUCCCCGGCCGGCAGCGCCGUACGUCACGCGCCGUAGGACGUCACGCGCCCGCGAGGCACCCUGGGAGUCGAGUGUGCGGGACCCAUUGGCCGGGCGGCUCCCGUGGGGCAGCGCUGCGCGCCGCAGGGAGGCUGUUCCAGACCCGCCCUCAGGAUGAAGGACUCGCUGUCGCUGCUCGCCCGGAUCCCAGCUCACCCUGACUCUCGCUGCUGGUUCCUGGCCUGGGACCCCUCUGGGACCCUGCUGGCCUCCUGCGGGGGAGACCGCAGCAUCCGCAUCUGGGGCAAGGAGGGGGAUGGCUGGGUGUGCAAGUCGGUGCUGGGCGAGGGGCACCAGAGGACCAUCCGGAAGGUAGCCUGGUCCCCGUGUGGGAGCUACCUGGCUUCAGCCAGCUUUGAUGCCACCACCUGUAUUUGGAAGAAGAGCCAGGAUGAGUUUGAGUGUGUGACCACCCUGGAGGGACAUGAAAACGAGGUGAAGUCCGUAUCCUGGGCCCCAUCCGGCAGCCUCCUGGCCACCUGCAGCCGAGACAAGAGCGUCUGGGUCUGGGAAGUGGACGAAGAGGACGAAUACGAGUGUGUGAGUGUCCUGAACGCCCACACGCAGGAUGUCAAGCACGUGGUCUGGCAUCCCAAUCAGGAGCUGCUGGCAUCAGCCAGCUAUGACGACACGGUGAAGCUGUACCGCGAAGAGGAGGAUGACUGGGUCUGCUGUGCCACGCUGGAGGGACAUGAGUCCACGGUGUGGAGCCUUGCCUUCGACCAGAGUGGGGAGCGCCUGGCCUCCUGCAGCGAUGACAAGACCGUGCGCAUCUGGCACCAGUACAAACCAGGCAAUGAGCAAGGGGUGGUCUGCAGCGGCGCUGACCCCAGCUGGAAAUGCAUCUGCACUCUGUCUGGCUUCCACACCAGGACCAUUUACGAUGUGGCAUGGUGUCGCCUGACAGGAGCAUUGGCUACAGCCUGCGGAGAUGAUGCUAUCCGCAUAUUUGAGGAAGAGCCGCUGUCGAGUCCCCAGCAGCCCACCUUCGCGCUGACCGCCCACAUGCCCAGGGCUCACUCCCAGGACGUGAACUGUGUGGCCUGGAAUCCCAAGGAGCCGGGGCUGCUGGCUUCAUGCAGCGAUGAUGGAGAAAUGGCGUUUUGGAAGUACCAGCGGCCAGAGGUUUGCUGAGAAACCCAGCAGUGCAGUGACCCCAGCAUAGCCACGGGCCUGGGCCUGUUGUGUGCAGCAGCAGCCGUUAAAUGUUUUGCUAAGAGAAUACAUGUCCUGCUGGUGGGAGGGGUAAUGUUCCCUGCAGCCCUAACCUGCAAAGGGGGAAAAGAGCAGCCACUACCCCCUCCCCCCCCAGGCCUUGGAUUGCUGGGGUAUCAGGGUGAACCCUACCCAAGUUACUGCUAAACUAGUCUUAAAGGUAGAUGAGGGUUGUUUGAUUUUUUGGGGGGGGGGGG
Chrysemys picta bellii (western painted turtle) is the source of this 1467-nucleotide messenger RNA. RefSeq names its product cytosolic iron-sulfur assembly component 1 (gene CIAO1). Gene Ontology annotation, cellular component: cytosolic [4Fe-4S] assembly targeting complex. Gene Ontology annotation, biological process: iron-sulfur cluster assembly. The record is from RefSeq and is a predicted model, not a curated record. Gene Ontology annotation, molecular function: protein binding. NCBI's taxonomy places the organism in Eukaryota, Metazoa, Chordata, Testudines, Emydidae.